AUGAAGGGCGCCAGGUUCAGCUUCAUGCUGUUUGGCCCCGGCUACGGGCGACUUGGCGGCAACUGUCAUUCGCUCAUCCCAGCACUCAUGGCUGGAGGCUUGUUGGGCCAUUUGUCCACAAAUCCAUCUGCUGCCAUCGACUUAUCGUUUCUGCGUCGUGACUGGUAUGGGAGCAGCAUUCGCCCCUUCCUGAUGGGAUUGUUUUUGGGCGUUGGCGUCGGAUACGCGUUGUACCCGCUGGCUUCACCUUAUGUGUCCGCUUGGUGGGCCUAUCUGCGUGGAAUCGUCGCGAGUUUCACCCGGCGUGGCGAGAAGGACGGGAACGGUACAGACACGCAGUAG
Babesia ovata is the source of this 342-nucleotide messenger RNA. RefSeq names its product ABC transporter. Lineage: Eukaryota; Apicomplexa; Aconoidasida; Piroplasmida; Babesiidae. The record is from RefSeq and is a predicted model, not a curated record. Bases 1 to 342 code for a protein of 113 amino acids. The transcript has a single exon.